AUGUUGGCUAUUUACCAUAGGGAACUGCCGGUGACAAAUUUCGAUGAGAUUGCAUUCCACUUCAUUGAGUGCAUACAUUUCCAUGUGCAACAUUCUAGAAUGCAGAAAGGGGAUACUUUGGUUCAGCCUGAGACAAGAAAUCCAUCUUUGGACGCACCUACACCCAACGGGUUCAAUGGGAGUCAGACAUCCCUAUCAAAUCAAUUCUCUGGGCAAUUUAGUGUUGAUGGACUUAAAGGAUUGGAUCAGAUGGUCCUUGCAUAUCUGCAGCAACCUUCAAAUUUUGGACUUGAGAAGGGAGUACACAGGGAUGAACUUGCCCAAAAGUUAAAAAUUCAUGUGGAGAAGAUCAUGGAAUCAAUUAGAGUUCUCGAGGAGGAAGGCUUGAUAUACUCAACAAUUGAUGAAUUUCAUUACAAGUCGACUGUAGGCGGCUGA
Molecule: messenger RNA, 438 nt
Organism: Ilex paraguariensis (yerba mate)
Lineage: Eukaryota; Viridiplantae; Streptophyta; Magnoliopsida; Aquifoliales; Aquifoliaceae
Source: the annotation of a GenBank genome assembly